GUUGAUCGUGUGUGGAGUUCUGUGCGCGCUGAAUUGUGACACGCGAUCGCAGACUGCCGAGUUUUUUUUUUCUUGAUGUGUUGUUCUGUUUUAGUGUGUUGAUGGUGUAAUUUUCGGUGUGAAGACCUUUUGAAGACCCUUGCGCGCGAUCGUGUUCGGUCGUGUUUUCACCGCGCUUGAUUGAUCGCUCAAUUUCCACCUUGAUUGAUCUAAUCGGGCUUGGAGGUGUUGUGUGCGAAUCGUUGUUACCGACACACUUCCUUUCCUUGAACGACGGCUACUUUUUGUGUUUUUGUUUCAACAUUACUGGCCUUGAAGUGAGUUCCGUUGAAUAUUCAUGAGUUUGCAAAACCAUCGCAAGCAACAACUGUAGCGAGUGUGUCCUCCUUAGAAGAGAGAGUGUUUGCAGAUCAAUACGCGCGUGACCUCCGACCAUGGUGAACAAACAAUACAACGUGCACAACCCAAAGUUGCACAAGUCCAAAGCGGGUGGAUCUCCACCGCCCAUCCGUAACUUCCCAGAGGUAUCGAACCUCCCGAAUCCCUCGACCGGAUCCUCGUCCGGCUCGCUGGAGAACAACCUGAACCACGUUACGGAACGUCACCACCAUCAUCAUCACCACCAUCACAACCACAGCCAGAACCAACAGCUGCUCCAGAACAACCUGGACAUGGUUGGGGCUGGUGAUCGCAAUCGCCGCCGCGGAACCGCCUCGCCGCCGUCCGACGAGGACUUUGGCGAGGACGGCGUGUACGGCCGAAACAUCAGCUACUACAGCGAGACGGCGGCGGCACAGCUGGGUGGUGGUGGCGAAAGUGGCUCCAACGAGCGGCUCAGCGUCAAGGACCUGGCGGACAUCAGUGACAUUGGCCGGUUUCAGUACAUUCUGCAGAUGGAUCGUGAAGUGGGCACCCCGUACAGCGGCUACACAACCUCAUCCUCCCCCACCCAGAACUGCCCCAACUCGUCCGCGCCCAACUCCCUGCCCAGCCACCUGCACACCAGCCGCCAGAGCUACAACUUCUGGAAGGCGUCCGGCUCGCAGUCCCCGCUAACCAGCGCCUCCUCCAUCAAUUCCUUCUUCCGCCCAUCCGUGCACUCGCGAGGCUGCUUCCGCCGGACACUCCAUCAGAUUUGGCGCUUCCUCAAGUGGCCACUGGGACUGCUGCUGAUUUGCAGUUUGCUAGGUUUAGUCGUGUACUUUUUGGUUGUAGAUAGGGACAUUAUGAGCAGCUCGCUGCUCGGCGACGGCGACGUGUACAACGUGGAGGAGAACCUCUCGAUAGACUUCAACGAUUUUACGCACACCAACGAUCUGGACAGCGGCCCCGUCACGACGUUCGGCCGCGAUCACAAGGACAACGCGAUUGGCUUCUCCAAGGACGGCGCCACUCCCAAUUCCAAGUAUUCGUUUGGGCUGAAUAACGACCUGCUGGCGGUGCUGGUCAAAAAGACCAACAACGGCGAAGGUCAGAACACGUUUUGGACGUCGACCUCGACGGAGCACGAGAGUCUGAGCGAGGAAACUCCGGCCCAGGUCGUGAAGGUGCUGAGUAGUACGACGACGGCACCGGUCCGGAAGACCAGCACCAUCUCACUGAAGGACUACACCAAGGGCCGGGUUCAGUUCGACGAGGACGAGGUGUUCGAGGUGCCAGCUGAUGAACACACGACGCGGGCCAUCGAUGACGUGCAUCACCACCACGACUUGGACGGCGGGAUACAGCGAAAUCUCACUUCCGCGUCCUCGUCGACGACGGGCAUCACCACCUCCACCACGGACUCCAGCCUGUACCGGACCAAGGUAUCGCCGACGUUGCCCAUUCUGUCCCGGUUUGAGAUCACCACCGAAGGUUUGAAACGUUUCAAUAUUUCCGAAGAAGGUACUGCCCCCACAAGCCAACUAGACAGCCCUAAACCGUGCAGAAGAGAAGAAGGAGGAGAGGUGAGCUCCCCGCGGAAGAACCCAUCCCAACUAACGCCCUGUCCCUUUCUUGGCCGGCUCCUUUCAGGCAUUUGCAAGUCGACCUCGUUGCCCCUGUGUCGCGGGGUGCUCCAGUACGAUCUGACCAACUCGAGCAACCGGCGGCUGACCAACGUCGAGUACGAGCACUUCCAGUAUCUGAUCAACUCCAAGUGUUCCGUGCGGGUGGCGGAGUUUGUGUGUCUCAUUUUGGAGCCCGAGUGCCGGCCCACUCGGAUGGGGACGCUGGCACCGUGCAAGCGGAUCUGCAAGUCCAUUCUGGAACCGUGCGCACACAUAAUCGCCUCUUCGGAGGUCCUGACCGCCACGUUUGACUGCGACGCCUAUCCGGACUCCAACGACCGGGCCGUGUGUGAGGAUCCAACCCGACACAGCAAGUGCUACGCCAACGAGUUCCAGUGCGCGGACUCGAGCUGCAUCCCACUUCAAUGGAAAUGCGACAACAUCAAGGACUGCCAAAGCGGUGAGGACGAAUCUGACUGCAAGUUCUGCGAGCGGGACGAAUACCGGUGCCUUUCGAACGACAAGUGCAUCCCAGAUAAGUGGCGCUGCGAUCAGUACGAGGACUGCCCGGACGCGUCCGACGAGCUGGAUUGCUACUACGAUGAACCGACCACCUAUCCAACGGCCUUCGGCAGCCAACGUGAGUAUCCGUUUGUGCAGGUCCAGGUUCCGAACAGUCCCGUCAACGGCAAACCAUACCUGACGAUUACGAACGAGGAUCGGGAGCGUAAUCUGCACCAACAGGAUCAACAGCAGGACAAAUCGGGUCGCCAGCAGCGACACUAUCCGGACUAUGAUUCUUCCCGGGAGGACGACGAGUACGAGCCAACGGCAGCGGAGAACGUGCCCCAGAUCAACCGCAGGAACCGUACCGAAACCGUUGAGAGCAGGACAGCGCGGUUGGAGGAUCAGACGGAAGCGGAAACCACGAGGACCAUUUCGGUUCCCAAGUCUUUGAGUAACUUCCAGGACAGCAAGGAAAUCAUGAUGACGUCGGACUCGGAGAACGAUUUCAGAUACAGCAGCACCAGCAGGGCAUUCUUGACGACGGCACACGCGUCACCGUGUCCCGAGGGGGAGCUGCGGUGCGUGAGCGGAAUUUGCAUUUCAGUGAGCCAGUUGUGUGAUAAGGUGACGGAUUGCCCGGACGGGGCCGACGAAGCCAUGUGCGUCUACAAGGACGAAACCACUGAGCAGAGCCCGCCAAAAGAAUAGUACCAGUUGUGUAGCAUAGACAAAAAGAAACGCGAUAUUUAGUAGUAGCAAAAGAACAAAA
Messenger RNA from Culex pipiens pallens (northern house mosquito), 3264 nucleotides. RefSeq lists its product as uncharacterized. The record is from RefSeq and is a predicted model, not a curated record. Gene Ontology annotation, cellular component: plasma membrane. The transcript is spliced from 10 exons. Bases 435 to 3203 code for a protein of 922 amino acids. Lineage: Eukaryota; Metazoa; Arthropoda; Insecta; Diptera; Culicidae. Gene Ontology annotation, molecular function: protein binding.